AUGGUCAACGGCGACUUCCACAACUGUACCGACGUAUCACCAGGAUGCCCGAUAUCAGGGACGACAUACGGCUAUAUUCCAAAUAUUCCUGCAAAUUAUGCACUUGUAGUGGUGUUCGGAACCUGCGCUUUCCUGCAACUGGCGCUCGGUAUAUUCUUCCGGACAUGGACGUUCAUGAUCGCCAUCACAGCUGGCUGUCUCAUGGAAGUCAUUGGAUACAUCGGGCGUAUUGAACUGCAUCACAACGUUUGGAGUCGGGCAGCAUUCACUCAACAGAUUGUGUGCUUAAUCAUGGCUCCCUCCCUCAUUGCCGCCGGAAUAUACCUCUCUCUCAAGCACAUCAUCAUCUACCGCGGUCCUCAACAUUCGAGAUUGAAACCAAGACUGUACACCUGGGUCUUUAUUGGAUGCGAUGCAUUUUCCAUCCUGGUUCAGGCAGCAGGUGGUGCGUUGGCAGGGACCGCUAAGAACGACAACCCGAGCUUGAUGAAAGCUGGUAAUACUACAAUCAUGGCGGGCAUUGGGAUCCAGGUCGCUACUAUGACCAUGUGCAGCAUACUCGUCCUUGAUUUCGCUAUCACGUAUCGAAAGCGAGCUGAGUGUCCAAGAAAGACAACGUCAUUUAGCCACACGAGGUUCAGACUAUUCUACUUCGCUGAGAUUUUCGCUUUCGUGACGGUGUUGAUUCGCUCCAUAUAUCGUUUGCCUGAGAUGGCUGGCGGUUGGGGAAACCAGUUGAUGAGAAACGAAACUGAAUUUUUGAUACUUGACGGGAUGUCUCUUCUUUCCAUUGAUGAGCGGUCGGCGGAGAAAUAA
Messenger RNA from Exophiala spinifera, 816 nucleotides. RefSeq lists its product as uncharacterized. The transcript is spliced from 3 exons. The record is from RefSeq and is a predicted model, not a curated record. NCBI's taxonomy places the organism in Eukaryota, Fungi, Ascomycota, Eurotiomycetes, Chaetothyriales, Herpotrichiellaceae. Gene Ontology annotation, cellular component: plasma membrane; fungal-type vacuole. Bases 1 to 816 code for a protein of 271 amino acids.